Messenger RNA from Xenia sp. Carnegie-2017, 2192 nucleotides. RefSeq lists its product as uncharacterized. NCBI's taxonomy places the organism in Eukaryota, Metazoa, Cnidaria, Anthozoa, Malacalcyonacea, Xeniidae. The coding region runs from base 351 to 2123 and encodes 590 amino acids. The record is from RefSeq and is a predicted model, not a curated record. The transcript has 4 exons.
AAUUUUUUAACAAUGGCGGUCGAUCUUUCUUCAGCUAAGGAUUGGAUAUACAUAAUAGUCGUACCAAGUAAUCUUUUAGUUGCCAUAAUCUGUUCGAUCCUUGGGCGUUAUUGGGAAAAAAGAAAAAGGAAAAGGGAAGAUAAUGAAAUACUGCUUGCAUUUUUUGUUGAACGUUUCAACAAGGUGAAAGACACGUUCGAAAGGUUGAAAAAAAAUCUUGAACUUUUGGGAAAUAGACACGUAAAUGAUUGGUCGGAAUUGCAUAUUUUGUUAUACAAGUGGCGCCGAGAAAAUUGGGAAGAAUCAUCAGAUGACUCUAGAAAAGACUAACUUCAGAUGUUGAAGAAAUAAUGAAGUUCAUCCAGCAAUUGAACUUAUUUUUUAUUAUAAAAAAUCAAGCAUGCCCAGAUGGUAUCAAGAUGCAAUAUUCAAGCGAAAUCAUUGAGAUGGGUGAUUCCGUGUACCUAUUUGUGCCAAAACAUCAACAAGAUGUUAUUGAUAAAGUGCAAAAAUAUUUUGACCCUGCUCAGACUGUCCCAGAAUCUCUUUUGUCAAGAUGCUGUAGAAUACAACGGACAAGUGAAUAUGAAAGAAUUAAUGACGAGCAAUCUACCACAAGUGCAUCAAGACAUUCACCCACUGCAACUCAACCACCAAAUCUAAGGAAGGUUUGGCCUGGCGAAGCUGCAAUAGAAAAUGCAAUCCCGUACCUUAAAUAUUUCGCAUACCCAAAAUAUGGAGAGAAGAUGACAUGGAGAGAUGACAUGAAGAUUGAAUUUGCUGAAAUUCCUGAUGACAUUGUGGCACUCAUGGAUCAUAUUGAAAAGGGGGUGAUAAAAGAAAAUGAUGAGCUGUUAUUAGAUGAAAUUAAGAAGCUUUGGGAAUUUAAUAGAUAUGAAGCACCAGGUGGAGGAUUGUUGCAUUCCAUGAGAAUGAUAAUCUUUAAGAUUGAUCAAAAUCAUCAUUUUUUUAAUAGACAUUCAUUGGACAAUUUCUGCAAAUUCAUUGGAGAUGAAAUCUUUGUUGAUAAGAAUACAUCUGCAAAUGUGAAGGAGUGUAACAAAAUGUUAAGCAGUUUGAUUAGAGUGGCUAAGAAUCUCAAAAAGCAGUUCUCAUUCCUGCCUGAAGAAAGGGACAAAGUAGACAGGUUGAAAAAAAUAAUGCAGCAAAUACAAGAAAUACCAGUUUUGAAAAAUAAAAUGGAGCAUAUAGUUAAACCAAUGAUAGAGCAUCAUAACAAAUUCAUCACAGUUUUUGAUGCAACUGGCGACCAAGGUGGUUCCGUAGUAAAGGCCUUACUUGCUGGAGGGAAAUUCAAGGUUCGAGGAGUCACUCGGUCACUAGAAAGCAAAAAGUUACUAGCUUCGCAAGGUGUAGAUAUGGUGCAGGCAAGUUUAGACGAUACAGACUCCCUUCAUAAAGCAAUAUCUGGUUCUUACGGAGUGUUUCUCGUCACCAACUUUUGGGAAGACAUGGACGGCGCAAAAGAAACACGACAGGGUAAAAGUGCUGUAGAUGUUUGUUUGCAUGAAGGUGUCAAACAUUUGAUCUACAGCGGUUUGGAAAGCGCUAAGAAAAAGUAUGGAUUUGUAGUGGAUCAUUUUGAUUCAAAAGGAAAGGUUGAAGACUACUUAAAGGAAAAGGCUAAAUCGAUGAUUUGGAACAGCAUCCGCUUAUCCGCUGACUUCAACAAUUUUCUCAAAGACUGGAAGCCAAAGAAACAGGAAGAUGGUACAUAUGAGCUGAGCAUACCCAUGGAAGGCAAGCCAAUGUAUGGAAUAGACGUAAACGAUUGUGGAGAAUGUGUCGCAAGCGUAUUCAACCACCCAGAAACCUACGGCAAGAAAAUUAUUGGAAUUGCUACGGACUACCUCACCGUCCAACAAUAUUGUGAUGAAUAUAGCAAAGUAUUCGCAUCUCGUGUUUUUAAGGAUGCAAAAUCAAAGACCGACGAAGAUCAGGACAAUGGAUUUCCUGGUGCAGAGGAAAUGGCAGCCAUGUUUAAGCUGUAUCGGGAAGGAAUCGAGCGUGAUAUAGAACUCACGAAAACUUUGAAUCCCAAGGCAAAAACGUGGGAGCAAUUUGUAGUGGAACAUAAAGCAAACCUGGAAACAUUAUUAUAAGAACUUUACUGAAAAUUAGACUUUGAAAGUGUACGGCUCAUUUCAUUUUGAAUAGAUUUUUUUAAUGCA